AUGCCGAUGCAAGUUCCCGGGUACCACACCAACACGCCGCUGGACCCCUCGUUUGACAAGGACACCCGCGACCUCCACCUCGUGUACGACUACGACGUGAAGGAGGAGGACGGCCAGAAGCAGAUGAUCACCACCAUGUGCGCGUUCUCCAAGGGGCACUGGGAGCAUAGCGAGGAAGCGCACGGUGACAAGCGUAACCCCGGGGACUUUGCCCGCUGCGCCAAGAUCCUGGAAAACUUCCGAGGCCCGGGCGACCUCGUGCCCAUUGCCUCCGAUGCCGAGACGCUGUAG
This is a messenger RNA of Phytophthora sojae, 291 nucleotides long. RefSeq lists its product as hypothetical. Gene Ontology annotation, molecular function: carboxy-lyase activity. The coding region runs from base 1 to 291 and encodes 96 amino acids. NCBI's taxonomy places the organism in Eukaryota, Oomycota, Peronosporomycetes, Peronosporales, Peronosporaceae. The transcript is spliced from 3 exons. The record is from RefSeq and is a predicted model, not a curated record.